Messenger RNA from Pyricularia pennisetigena, 3510 nucleotides. RefSeq lists its product as uncharacterized. Gene Ontology annotation, molecular function: protein binding. Gene Ontology annotation, biological process: ERAD pathway. NCBI's taxonomy places the organism in Eukaryota, Fungi, Ascomycota, Sordariomycetes, Magnaporthales, Pyriculariaceae. The coding region runs from base 1 to 3510 and encodes 1169 amino acids. Gene Ontology annotation, cellular component: endoplasmic reticulum membrane. The transcript has 6 exons. The record is from RefSeq and is a predicted model, not a curated record.
AUGGGUCGUGUCAUCCUGUUUCUUUUCGCACUCCUACACAGCCUGCCACUGAUCGUCGGCGCCGAGGUCACCCAUACAACCCAAGGUCAACAUGCGGUCGUUGCUCAGGCAGAGGUAGCCCCCGGUGGAGGGGAUGGUGGCCAGUCCGCCACGGCUAGGGAGCCUGGUGCCGACCUAGUCGAUGCCGCCGUCCAUGAACUCCGAAAGAUCCAAGGCCCCGCUCACCACCACCGGAAGAAGCGCCCCGGGUUCUUUGGUCAAAUCGCCCGGCUUGUCGUGGGUGCCCUGCCCACCUUUCGCUUGACUGCACCGGCGCCCUCGAGCUCUUCAAGAGCUCCCACCGGACAGCUAGCCGAGGCUAUCAAGUUGCUCGAGGAGUCAGCUGGCAAAAAUAAUUCCGACGCUUUAUAUCUCCUUGCAGAGAUGAGCUUCUACGGCAACUUCUCCCACCCGAUCGACCUGCCCCGCUCGUACAACUACUACCAGCGCCUGGCCGACACUACAGGCAACAGUUCCGCCAUGUACAUGAUUGGUCUGAUGUAUUCGACCGGCGUCGGGCGUGCAGUGGAACCGGAUCAGGCCAAAGCUUUGCUCUAUUAUACCUUCGCCGCCCUGCAGGGCCACACUCGUGCCGAGAUGGCGGUCGGCGCGAGACAUUCGGCCGGAAUUGGCACGCCCAAGAAUUGUGAGCAGGCGUGCAAGUACUACAAGCGUGUGGCGGACAAGGCGAUUGCCUGGUACCGUUCUGGACCCCCGGGUGGCAUGAGUUGGUCCGUGGAGUCACAUCGGAUUUCCGACGACUUUGGCGGUGUAUACGGCGAAGGCGCAAGUGUUUCAAGUGCAGGCAUCAAUGGCAUCAACGCGCGCAGCCAAUUCAAUGAGCACGCAUCUAUCGGGGACAUCAUCGAGUACCUCGAUUUGAUGGUCCACAAGGGCGACUUCCAGGCGUCUUUCAAUCUCGGACGCAUCUACUACGAGGGCCAACGAGGUCUGGAUCGAGACUUGGUAGCGGCCAGGAGGUACUUUCGCAAAGUAGUUAACAAGUACUGGCUGAAGGGAGGUGGUGUCAUCGAUAAUGCGCCACCGCAACUCGAGGCAGCUGCAGGCAAAGCUGCAGGCUACCUUGGUAGGAUGUACCUUAGAGGGGACGGAGUCGACCAGGACUUUGAAAGGGCCAGGUUCUGGUUCAACCGUGGUAUCAAGCUCGGGGAGGCCCAGUCGCAGUUCGGACUAGGGAUGAUGCUGCUGCAUGGCUAUGGCCAACCGAAGAACCUUGCCAGGGCCACCGAUUUAUUGAAGGCCGCUGCUGGCCAAAAUCACGCAUCGGCAAACGUGCAGCUAGGAGCUCUGUACCUCGACCAGGGCGGUCCUGAGGACAUUCGCGCAGCUAACGACUGUUUUGAGCAAGCUGCUCGGUAUGGAAACAUCGAAGCACAAUACUACCUCGCUGAGAUGAUAUCUCAUGGUGCCGGUCGCGAUAGAAGCUGUAGCCAAGCGUUGAGUUUCUACCGAAGCGUAGCGGAGAAGGCUGAGCCGGUUGUGUCAUCCUGGCUUAGCGCGAACCAUGCCUACGAGGAUGGGGAUUUAGAGGCUGCGUUCCUGCAAUACCUGGGCACGGCCGAGCAAGGCUACGAGAGGGCCCAGAACAACGUAGCAUUCCUCCUCGACGCACAAAAGUCGUUGCUGCCACUCCCAGACUGGCUCACGCGCAAGGCUCCGACCCCCGAGCUACUAAAGGACCCCGCGCUUGGCCUGAUAUACUGGACGCGCUCGUCUCGCCAGGGAAAUAUCGACUCGUUGGUCAAGAUGGGCGACUACUACCUUCAGGGGACGGGAACGGAGCCGGACGUGGACAAGGCGGUCCAGUGCUACCAGGGUGCGGCAGAUUAUCACCAGAGUGCCCAGGCGCUUUACAAUCUCGGCUGGAUGCACGAGCAUGGCAUUGGGCUCGAUCAGGAUUACCAUCUUGCCAAGCGUUAUUACGAUGAAGCACUCAUGACAAACGACGAGGCAUACUUGCCAGUCACUCUUGCACUUUUCAAGCUAAGGGCGAAGAGUGCAUGGAACACCCUCACCAACGGAGGGAUUAACUCGAUUCAGGACGAACCUGUGCAAGGCAAAGACUGGUCUUGGGGCGAAUGGGUAGCUAAUUUCCUACGGGAAGAUUAUUUCUUUGAGGAUGACGCCCACUUUGACGAUAACUUUGACCACACCAUGCCAGGCGGUGACGCAGCGUUGCCAGCCGAGUUGGACGAGGGACUCGUGGAGACGCUUAUAAUCCUGGGACUGGCGGCGGCGCUUGCUUUUCUUGUUUACUACAGGCAGCACCGUCAACAGCAGCAUCGGGAGGAGAAUGCGAGGAGGCUGGGUGCAGCGAUUCAACAGCAGGCGCUGCAGCAGCAGGCAGCAGUAAUUGGAGGAGCCGCAGGGGCUGGAGGAAAUGCUCAAGCCGACGACAGAGGGGUGUUCCCACCUCCAGAUGACCCCGAGUUUCGGCAGUGGGUUGCUGGAGGAAUUCUACGCUGGCGAUUGGUCGACCAAAAUACAAUGAACACGCCAGCUGCGAAGCGGCGACGCAUCGAGGCGACCAAGACGCUUAAGAAGCCGUUCCGGUCACCACUCAUAUCUCGGAGGGGCGGCGACAAGGAAGAAGCCAAGACAGGUUCCGGGAGAGAGGGGGUGGAAGACAAAUCAUUCAAGGACGCUGUGGUCACAGAUCACGGCACCAACACAGUAGCAGCAGCAACAGCACCGUCGGCCGGCGCAGCACCAUCAUCAUUAGCGUCACCAUCACCGCUACGCACCAAGGUUCCGCGGAGGGCGGUAGACACUCGCGCACCUUUCAAAUCGCCGUCAGUUGCUAUCUCUUCGGCUGCUGCUCUCGGAGCCAAAGAACCCCAGCCAAAUCAUGAUUCAAAACCAGACGGGACUACUAGCAAGGAGGGGCCUUUGUCGCAAGUCGCGGCUGGAGCAGUAGUUCGGCCGUCGGACAAGCAGCUAAAAAGAGAAAACGGCGACGCAGCGGGUGCUGCCGCGGACGGUGACGAUGAACUGCGGCAUCUGAUUGGUAAGUGGAAGGCGGCGAGCCGACUGGCUGCGGAAAUGGUGUUUGAUAUUGCAAAACAGAGGGUCGACAGCGCGGGCGGACCAAAAGCCUGGAGAGAACAGCAGAAAAGUUGGGACGAGCCGGCGUCGGGAAUGAGGGGAUCCGACGAUGGAGAAGGGCGAGAACUAGGGGGUGAGAAUCAGCAUGAUUACGAUGGAAGCACCUGCAGCAACAAUGAUCGUGUUUCCGAUGACGAAUAUGAACCAGCUUCUUUUCUUCUUUCUUUUUUCUCCGGCUUGCCUUCGCAUGAAACAGACUCUGCUACGGUGCAUGGAUGGAUGUGGGUUCCUGGACGGUGCUUGAAACACUUCGCUGUACUCAGGGCACGAAUACUAUGGCAGGAACUUUGGGCCCGCACACUUGCCUGCACAAUCAACGGUAGACCCUACCCGGGAUGGUAUUAA